Lathyrus oleraceus (garden pea) is the source of this 1718-nucleotide messenger RNA. RefSeq names its product fasciclin-like arabinogalactan protein 1. Lineage: Eukaryota; Viridiplantae; Streptophyta; Magnoliopsida; Fabales; Fabaceae. Gene Ontology annotation, cellular component: plasma membrane. Gene Ontology annotation, biological process: root development; shoot system development. The record is from RefSeq and is a predicted model, not a curated record. The transcript has a single exon. Bases 257 to 1504 code for a protein of 415 amino acids.
UUCAAUGACAUCUUAUUAUAUUUAUUAUUUUUCUAGAAAUAUAAUUAAUUACUUAAAAUUACAUUUGUUAUUAUCCUAAUUAAUUUCUGUGGGUUUAAUGGUAAAUCCGUAAUAAUCUCGAUCUCCAGACCCCAUUGUAUUUAACACUCUUAUCAGUAGUACCUUUGUAGUCUCAUAUUCUUCACUUCUCAGUUCUCAUUCUCACACUGCACUGUCUUCACUCUUUACAGAUCUCAUUCUUCUUCUUCUCUUCCGCAUGCACCGACCACCAACAAUGGCGGCCUUCUCGGCGGCGCUUUUAAUCCUCUCCGCCGUUCUCACAACCUCCAUCGCACACAACAUUUCACACAUUCUCUCCCAAAACCCUGAGUUCUCCACCUUCAACCACUACCUAACCCUAACACGCCUCGCUUCCGAAAUCGACCGUCACAACACAAUCACCGUCCUCGCCGUCAACAAUGCCGCCAUGGACGACCUCAUCGCAAAAGACCUCUCGAUCUACACCGUGAAAAACAUCCUCUCCCUCCACGUUCUCGUCGACUACUUCGACGCCAAAAAGCUUCACCAAAUCACAAACGGAACCGCUCUUGUUUCCACAUUGUUCCAAGCCACAGGCUCCGCACCUGGAGCCUCGGGACUAGUCAACAUUACCGAUCUUCGCGGCGGAAAAGUCGGAUUCGGCGCUAAUGACAACGGCGGAACCCUACCUGCUGUCUACGUCAAAUCCGUUAAAGAAAUUCAGUACAACAUUUCGGUUAUUCAGAUUAGUCAAAUUAUUCCAUCGGUAGCAGCGGAAGCUCCUACACCAGCACCUAGCAAACAAAAUCUCACCGCGAUUAUGUCCAAACACGGUUGCAAAAUCUUCGCCGACACUCUUUUUAAUUCGAGUGAAGCUUAUAAUAUUUUCACCGAUAAUAUAGACGGUGGAUUGACUAUUUUCUGUCCCGCCGACGAUGCUUUCAAAGGCUUUCUUCCGAAGUUCAAAAACCUAACCGCCGCCGGUCAAAUCGCUCUCCUCGAAUUUCACGGCGUUCCGAUAUAUCAAUCUAUCGCCAAUCUUAAAUCUAACAAUGGAGUUAUGAACACUCUUGCUACCGAUGGUGCUGAAAAGUACGAUUUCACCGUUCAGAACGACGGUGAUGAGAUCACGUUGAAGACGAAACUUGUAACUGCUAAGAUCACAAACACGAUCCUUGACGAGCAGCCGCUUGCGAUCUAUACUAUUUCUAAGGUUCUUCUUCCAGAGGAAUUGUUUAAGAGUGAAGCUCCGAGUGCUUCUCCGGCACCGGCGCCGGAGCCUACACCUGCUGAUGCUCCCGCUCCUCAGGCGGAUAAGAAGAAGAAAAAGAAGGCUGCCGAUGCGCCGAGUGACGAUAAUUCUGAUACGCCGGCUGAAUCGCCGGGUGAUGCAGCUGAUGAUGAUGCCGACGAUAGCGGCGCCGGUAGGUUUCGCGGUAUAGGAGUUUUGGUUUUGGCUUUGAUUUUCGGAAUUCUAAUGGUGUGAGGUGUAGCAUAAAGUUUAUAAUAUGUUGCUUUUAAUUUAAUUAUCUUAAAUGAUUUCUAGUUUGUUUAGUAAGGGAAUUUAAAACGUUGUUCUUAUUUUUUUGGUUUGGGUUGAAGUAGUGAGGGCGUGGAUUUUUAUUUGAUUUUUUAUUUUGUACUAUUUGACAGUGUUUUAAAUUUAGUGAUGAGGGAGCAUGAAAUGUUGCUCAAGUGUA